GUUUGUCGACCGGCGAGAAGCUCGUACUCCCCACAGACGCCUAUGUGGUGGACUUCAAGACCGCGAUUUUCGACGCCGACUCAAGAGUGUGCUCUCAUGCUCUCAUCUCAUGGCUCGCCCGAUCAACCACCGAGUGGUAUUCCGAGACGACGAGGACAUGGAGGUGAUCUAACGAAAGCGCGGAGGGCAAGAGGAAGACUUCUACCGCUCUCGUUUCCCUCACGUACGAUGCAAAGACAAACAGACACAUACACACUGGUGGACCUUCAUUUUAGGGCGGUCCAAGCGCAGCCGUGGUACAUCCAAGAGGCAGCUGAGCCAGAUAUGAUGGCCAAUAUCGCUGUGGAGAACGAUUUCAAACCAAACGGCCCCACAGGUGACAAAUAGACUCAGCCUCACUGGAUCUCUCAGAUUCUGUCUCGUCAACUGCUGCACAGGGGACUUCCAUGGCAACAAGGGUUGGGGGACCCUGGAACCCUAUCGGCCAUGACGGCAACAACAAGUUGGGAGACCCGUGGGAUCCCAUCGGCCAUCACGGCAACGACCAGGUCCCAUCGCUGUUUGACGGCAAAGAACUAGGCAACGAAGGACUGCGUAAGCAUCGAUAAACCAGCCAAGAUACACUAAGACAUGUGACUGACACGCUCUGUUUCCUGCAGCAGAAGACAGUCAAAUGGCAGCGUCCGACAGCGACGAACCAACGGCAUCGAGCAACCAGGGGGAGCACCGCUACUGUGGCCCCGCCAAGAAGCCCAUCGCCGUACAAGAUGCUCAAGGCCAAGUACAGGCACUCAUCUGA
This is a messenger RNA of Vitrella brassicaformis, 799 nucleotides long. The record is from the annotation of a GenBank genome assembly. Lineage: Eukaryota; Vitrellaceae.